This is a messenger RNA of Puccinia graminis f. sp. tritici CRL 75-36-700-3, 2860 nucleotides long. RefSeq lists its product as uncharacterized. Gene Ontology annotation, biological process: transcription initiation at RNA polymerase I promoter. The record is from RefSeq and is a predicted model, not a curated record. The coding region runs from base 36 to 2516 and encodes 826 amino acids. Gene Ontology annotation, molecular function: RNA polymerase I core binding; RNA polymerase I general transcription initiation factor activity. NCBI's taxonomy places the organism in Eukaryota, Fungi, Basidiomycota, Pucciniomycetes, Pucciniales, Pucciniaceae. Gene Ontology annotation, cellular component: nucleus. The transcript has 5 exons.
UUUGGCCGACAACCAAACCAGGGCAAUCGACAACCAUGGCACUACUCAUGCCAACUGCAGCACUUCCUCCUCAAAGCCUCAACCAAACGAACAUCAAGACAUCAAACAUCAACAGCUCAAGCCAAGCAUCAUCAUCAUCAUCAUCCAAUCCGAUCAACAUCACCAUCAAAUCCAAGAAGAGGGCACGCUUUGCAGAUGAAAACUAUGAUGAGACAACAACAGCAGCAGCAACAACGACGACAACGACGACGACGAGCAAUAACAACGAAAAACAGAAGCAACACUGUCUAUCGAGCUACAUUACCUUCAACCAUGAUGACCCACCCCUCAAAAAGAUUCGCAUUCAGGCAGAGCCCUCUUCUUUCGAUCUAUUCGAUCAACCGGCUAAUGAUACACUCCGAAAAGGAAUGUAUCUGACUUUUAUCAAUACCGCAUUCACCGAACGAGCAAACGGAAAGUUCGAACGAUACGAUCAACUACUCGGCCAAUUCGACCCACUCGUCUCACCCCAAACAUCACUAGACUCCAACCAAUCAAACGUCUCACUGACGAGGGUCCAGGGCUGGCUGAGUGCUCUGACAUCCAUGGUCUCCCAGCUCGAUCGUGGUCAUUCACAUCUUGUCGAGAAAGUCCUCAGCUUACCCUGGACCGUCUUGGACGAUCAGUUUGUCAACGUCUUCUCAAGAUUUGUCAGUGGGCUUGUCAGUGCCCGGAGUGAAUGGGUUCAAAUCGUAUUGGAAAACAUCAUCCGAGGAUUCCAUUAUAGUACGAUCCCUCUGGAACAACGCUCGGCUCUCUUACCUUCAUCGGUCAAUCGGAGGCUGAUCUAUCUCAGGCUCCAUAGUCUCCUUCGAUCUAUCCUUCGAUUAAUUCCAACGUUACCUUCAACACUCUGGUCAUUACUCGAUCUCCAUUUCCCCAAGAAGCGUGAACAUCGUGAUGGACAUGUCUGUUAUCUAUCCAACCUAUUGAAGAUCGCCAAUUACUGCCCCGAUCUGAGCGCCAAGAUCGUCCAGCUCUGUAUCGAGAAGUGUUUGAAGAUCGAUGUGGAUAUCCAGGUGGAAGUAGAAGAGUGGGAAGAUGAAGAAGGACGAUUGGACGAAGAAAUCUUCGGGAAACCGAUCGAGGAUGCAUUUGAUAAAUCCUGGACAGACGAUGAUGCUCAUGAAUCUGACCUUGAUGAUGAGGAUGAUGACGGCGAGGAGGUAGACUUUGAUGAGCUAUCUUCCGAUGAAGGGGCUCUCUCCGACGAUGAGAAUGAGAAGAACUUGAAAACACCUUCGCCCGAAUCGGUGAGAAAGGUGAAAAAAUUAGCGGCAAAACUGGAUGGAAUGUUGCGUUGUAUCUUUGAUCAUUUGCAACUGAUGAGCUUGGGUGUUGCGCUCAAGCCGACGACUCUGACGACCAAUCCAACUGAAACGAACGAGCAUCCAGGAGAGUCGAAGGAACAGAUAUCGCUAGCGGCGGUAGACCCACAGCUUCAAGAUGAUCGAGAGGCCAUGUUCAAUCUGCUUCUUUCGAACUUCGAAUCGUCCAUCCUGCGCACCCGUCGAACCAGGCACGUCCAGUUCAUCAUGUUCUGGUACGCAUCCCUCGAACCAGCAUUUGCGGACUCGCUACUUGCGACACUAGUGGAACGGGGGCUCUAUGAUACAGACGACAAUUCGCUCCCUGUGGCCACUAGGGUAGCGGCAGUGAGCUAUAUAGCCAGUCUGAUCAGUCGUGCCAAAUAUAUCGAUAAACAUGUCACUCGUCAUGUGGUGUCCUUACUCUGCGCUAGAUUGGAAUUAGGCCUGGCCGAAGCUCAUCAGAUGAACGUCAAUCAACAUGUGGUCUGGUAUGCGAUUGCCCAGGCGAUCUUUUACAUCUUUUGCUUCAGAUGGAAGGAUCUCUUGGUCGAGGAUGAUGAUGAUGACGAACAAGACGAGGCAAAUGAGCUUAAUAUCCGCUUCUCCCACCCGAAGAAAUUCAAUGAUCGUUGGUUGAGUGGUCUGAAGAUUUUGGAACGAGCUAUUAUCUCACCUUUAAACCCUCUCAGAACAUGCGCAGAUACGGUUGUCUCGCAGUUUGCGAAGAUCUCGCACGAGACAAAUUUUAUAUAUUGCUACGAUAUCAUGAGAAGGAACAACAAUAAUCAACAGGGGAAGGAGACGGAGAAGAAAGGAGGGACGCAAUCGAAGGGCUUAAGUGUACCAAGCUCGACGAGCUCGACAUGCUCACCAUCCUACUCGCCCAGUUCAGGGACAAGCUCGCUCCCAAUGGUCGAUGGCCGACCGGAACAGCCGCUACGAACAUCCUCCCACGAACAGGUUGUCAACAAGGCCCUCUUCCAGUCUAAGAUCGACCUCUUCUUUCCCUUCGACCCUUUUAAACUCCCCCUCAGCUCGGCCUAUAUUCAGACUAUCUAUCGCUCAUGGGAUCAUGGCGAUGAUGAUGAGGAUGAGGAUGAGGAUGAUGCAGAAGAAGAGAAUACGGAUGGGGAGGAUGAGGAUGCAAAUGGUAAUCCAGAGGAGUAGUCUUUCUUGCCGUUUUACUGGCUUCCAUGUUGGAAAAUACAUAAAAAUAAAAAAACGUGUUUGCCAUAUUUGAUCUGGUCUUUUACAGUCAAUCAUCCAUCCUAAUAGUUUGAAACCCAGUUUUGUUUUUUAUGCACCAAAGAUACAUCAAAUCCAAACCACAAAAAGCAUUUAUCAUUACUCAUAUACAUGUUAUACAUACAUAUACACAGAAGUUUUUUUUUUUCUUCUUCCAAUUGGUACAAGAAUUUUUAUUUGUUGAGAAUAAAAUGAACCAAAGAAUCAAGUUGUGGUGGGAUGCAAUGCUGUGUACUUUUCUUUUUUUUGAAAAUCAGCAGUCAGAA